GGGAACAGGAACCCUCUCUCUGCUUGAGGUACGAAAAAGUUGAGACUUUUUCAUAUAUUCACCCCUCUUCCUCCAUCUUUUCUUGCAUGGCUACACUAUCUGGCGUAUUCUAACCUCCUGCAUGCGCGUUUGCAGCAUGUCUUGUCCCCUUUCCAGUGACGUCCUCCUGUCGAUAGGAGAUUGGAUCGAGGAUCAACCAGACCGAUUGAAUCUUAUCUUUGCGUCUCGGCAGUUCCAUGACUUGUUCCUGCCCCUGUUAUAUCGACAUGCCACGUUGAAGAAUAGAAGGGGGGUGUAUGCCUUUACCAGCGCCAUUCUGCGAAGACCUGAGCUGGCUCGGUCGGUUCGCGCCCUGGACUUUCGUUGCUGGAAGCCCACUCCUGCAGAAGAGGGGAUUCCUAGCUGUGAUCGGUUCCGACAGCUGCUUGUAGGUGCAAGUCACUCAGAAGAGGAGCAGGAGAAAUGGGAAAAUGAUCUCAAGACCGGCAACGACGAAGCCUGGAUGGCUCUGCCGCUGUCAUUGCUGUGCAAUCUGCGACGAGUUGAUCUCGUCUAUCCAAAGCAGAGUCUGUAUCUGGAUCGGACCUUCCGGCGAGCUAUGGAAGGCGUGAAACCGUUCCACGCUGAGAAGCCUGUCCUGCGGUUCUUGGAAGCCGUCUCAUUGAAAAUUCUCCAUCACGACGACGACAGCAGUAACACCGACUCCUCACAGCCUGUCUUCUGCUCCUCGCAGCUCCUCCCCUUUUUCCAUUUCCCCUCCAUGCGUACCAUCUCAGCCGAUUCGGUAAUCGAGACACCGACAGAACCCGAAAAUCCGACAAUGCCAACUAGCAGAUCCACUAUAUCAGAAAUUGACCUCACCUGCAGCAAUAGCAUCCGGGGCAUGGCUUCGUUCAUUGCCCGCUGCAGCAACCUCGCCUCGUUCAAAUACCAGCACUCAGACUCGCAUCUCGAAUCCAGAGCAUACUGCCCCUCUGCAUUCUCCGAAGCUCUGUCGACAAGCAAGGGAUCGCUCGAAACGCUCUGGCUAGACAGUUUCGGCACCCACCUCCCCUUCACCAUGGCGGGCCUCAACCACACUCACGACGAAUGGCUCGGCUCCUUGGAAGGAUUUACUGCGCUGACGGAGCUGCGCGUGCGGCUGCCCAACUUGAUUGACAUUAGAUACCGCAGCGAGCCGACCAUGCCUCUAAUAGAUGUUCUUCCGGGGUCUCUGGAACGUAUCUUCAUCGAGGGCUGUGACGAGCGGAGCCUACCCAUGCUGAUCUCGCAGUUGGAGACUCUAGUCCGGCAUCGGAAAACCAAAAUGGCGAACUUGAAUCGGAUCGAGGUCGAGGGCUUCUUCCAUCAGGACCCAGAGGAUGCAGGUGAUUCCAGCGAUGCUGUCCCCGAGGGAUACCGGAUCCGGUCGCAGGUGAUAACCAUGACGGGCUCUCUACGGGAGGCUUGUGACAAGGCAGAGAUUGAGUUCUUUAUUCGGGAUCGUCUGGUGAUGGAGUCUAUGAUUUAAUGAUUGCAUUUCGAAUUUAUGGAUAGACUCAGAUAUAGACAUAGAGUCAUAGAUAUAGAAGUACUGUAGAUAGAUAUCAAGAUUAUAGCUAUGAAUGAUUACAACUUAGGUCAGAAUUAGAA
Penicilliopsis zonata CBS 506.65 is the source of this 1632-nucleotide messenger RNA. RefSeq lists its product as hypothetical. The coding region runs from base 137 to 1510 and encodes 457 amino acids. The record is from RefSeq and is a predicted model, not a curated record. NCBI's taxonomy places the organism in Eukaryota, Fungi, Ascomycota, Eurotiomycetes, Eurotiales, Aspergillaceae. The transcript has a single exon.